Messenger RNA from Acytostelium subglobosum LB1, 405 nucleotides. RefSeq lists its product as hypothetical. Gene Ontology annotation, cellular component: prefoldin complex; cytoplasm. The transcript is spliced from 3 exons. The coding region runs from base 1 to 405 and encodes 134 amino acids. Gene Ontology annotation, biological process: protein folding. The record is from RefSeq and is a predicted model, not a curated record. Lineage: Eukaryota; Evosea; Eumycetozoa; Acytosteliales; Acytosteliaceae.
AUGUCUACAAAGUCUAUUAUGCUUGAUAAGAAUGAGGAGGUUGAGACAGACGUCACUCAUGAUGACCAGAAGAUGAUCAAUACAUUUGGUAGACUGAACAACAGGAAGCAUGAGAUACUUAGACAGAAGAAAUACUUGCAGGAGGACUUGGAGAAAGCAAGAGACGCUCAAGAUGAUAUAUUUAUAGAGACAGACGAUGAAACUAAAUACAAGUAUUUGAUGGGAGAGGCUUAUUUGGAGACGGAGAAGACAGAGACAGAGGAAUUGCUAGACAACUACAUCAACAAACUCGAGGCUGACAUUGCCAAGAUCGACACAGAGUUGGAGGAGAUUGCCGAUGCUCACAAGGAGUUAAAGGUACUACUAUACGCGAGAUUCAAGUCAUCAAUCAACUUGGAAGAGUAA